GGCUACGACGCAUGCGCGGCCCGAGGAGAGCGUCCUUUUUCGGCCACGUCUGCCGGGUCUUCCUGUUUCUGAGAGCAAGACCAGGCUCGGGGGUCGCGGGUGAGAGAUGGGCUUCGCCUGGCUCCCGCUUCUUGCCUUGUGGGCGCUCUCCUCUUCCGCCUUGGCUUGGGACCCCGGCGACUUGGAGCUUUUCGACUUGGUGGAAGAGAUCCCUCAAAACUUCUACGUCUUCCUGGGAGUGGAGCAGGAUGCUUCAUCAGCAGAUAUUAGGAAAGCGUAUCGGAAGCUUUCACUAAUAUUACACCCAGACAAGAAUAAGGAUGAAAACGCAGAAACCCAGUUUAGGCAGUUGGUGGCCAUAUAUGAGGUUUUAAAGGAUGAAGAGAGAAGGCAUAGGUAUGAUGAUAUUCUGAUCAAUGGUCUACCAGAUUGGCGUCAGCCUGUAUUUUACUACAGGCGAGUGAGGAAAAUGAGCAAUGCUGAGUUGGCAUUGCUGUUGUUCAUUAUCCUCACAGUGGGCCAUUACGCUGUAGUUUGGUCAAUCUACCUGGAAAAACAAUUGGAUGAACUACUUAGUAGAAAAAAGAAAGAGAAGAAAAAAAGAGCAGGAGGGAAGAAUACAGAUGAAGUGAAACUUGGUUUAGACAAGAAUGAAAGAAUAUUGGAGAAACCAAAGUGGCAGGAUCUGCUUCCGUUUAAGUUGGGGAUAUGGUUCUACCUAACAGUAAAAUCAUUGCCACAAGUCUUUCAGGAAGCCAGACAACUCUAUGUAGAAUAUAAAGAAACAAAAAUAAAGGAGAAAGAAGAGGCUUUGGCUAGAGCUGAACUUGAAACACUUCAGAAAGAAAAGAAACCUAAAGUCAAGAAACCAAAAUCUGAAUUUCCUGUAUAUACAGUGGCUGAAACAAAUACAUAUAUACCAUCAUAUGAUAAUAGUGCAUCUAUUGAAGAGAUUGAAGAACAGAUAGAUGAUUGGUUGGAAGACAGGAACAAAUCAGCAAAAAGGAAGGCACCUGACUGGACAGAAGAGGACCUUAGCCAACUGACAAGAAGUAUGGUUAAGUUCCCAGGAGGAACACCUGGUCGAUGGGAAAAGAUUGCUCACGAAUUGGGUCGAUCAGUGGCAGAUGUUACAAUGAAAGCCAAACAGAUGAAAGACUCUGUUACAUGUUCCCCAGGUACUGUUCGGCUCUCAGAUCUGAAAAUGUUGGCACAAAACCCAAGAUCCAACAAGGCCAAUGUUAGCUUACCAGAUCAUAUAAUCACACAGCGGGAUAAAGAGGAGGAAGAGGAUCAUGAAGACGAUACAGCAGCAAAGCAUAGUUGGGACUCACAACCAAUAGAUGCAGCGACACUUAACCAGCAAGAAGAAACAGCGUUGACUGAAACCAAACCCCGCAAGCGGAAAACAGUUCCAAAGGCCCCAGAAACCAUAGUCCCUGUUGCAAAAGAGACAACAGAAGACAAGUGUCGAGGGAGACGCCAGAAGGAUUUUGAUAACGUAGAGCAAGAAGAGUACAGUGAUGAUGAGGCUAAGAAAAGAGAAACACCUCGCGGUUCAGAAGACUUGUGGACUCAGAGUCAGCAGAAGCUUCUGGAAGUAGCCUUACAGCAGUAUCCAAAGGGAACGGCAGAGCGUUGGGAUAAGAUUGCAAAAUACGUUCCAGGGAAAAGUAAGGAAGACUGUAUGUCCAGAUACAAGUUGCUGGUUGAACUUGUACAGAAGAAAAAAAUGGCAAAAAGCUGAAUCGCUGAAGAGCUUUACUAUCAGAAUGGGAUAUUUUAAAUAUAUGCCAUAACUUGUAUUUUUGUACCUCAGUAUUUCAGUAUGUCAUGUGCCUUAGUAAAUAAAAAAAUGCCUUCCUUUA
Anolis sagrei ordinatus is the source of this 1868-nucleotide messenger RNA. RefSeq names its product DnaJ heat shock protein family (Hsp40) member C1 (gene DNAJC1). Lineage: Eukaryota; Metazoa; Chordata; Lepidosauria; Squamata; Anolidae. The record is from RefSeq and is a predicted model, not a curated record. Gene Ontology annotation, cellular component: endomembrane system.